Molecule: messenger RNA, 291 nt
Organism: Canis lupus familiaris (dog)
Lineage: Eukaryota; Metazoa; Chordata; Mammalia; Carnivora; Canidae
Product: keratin-associated protein 12-1-like
Exons: 2
Coding region: 1-291 (96 amino acids)
Cellular component (GO): keratin filament
Source: RefSeq, a predicted model, not a curated record
AUGUGCCACACCAGCUGCUCCGAGGGCUGCCAGCCGGCCUGCUGCGUGCCCAGCCCCUGCCAGGUGUCCAGCUGCGUGCCCAGCUCCUGCCAGGUGUCCAGCUGUGUGCCCGUGAGCUGCAGGCCAGUUGUGUGCUUUCCAGUGAGCUGCAAGCCUGCCGUGUGCCUGCCCGUGAGCUGCAAGCCCAUCGCGUAUGUGGCCUCCUCCUGCCAGUCCUCUGGUUGCUGCCAGCCCUCGUGCCUCACCCUGGUCUGCACCCCUGGCCCAUGUGGCACCCCCAAUUGCUGCUGA